AUGUCCGUGACACAAGAAACACUAGAGUCGUCCGACCUCAUCAACUGGACCAUAUUCCAGGAGCUCCUCCUGAUGGACGAGGACGAGGAGGGCUUCGCCCUGUCGCUCGUGGAGACGUUUGUCCAGCAGGCAAACGACACGUUCAAGGAGAUCGAGCAGUUGCUCGGCGAGCAGUCCGCCAAGACCGAGGACAACUUGAGAAAGCUCUCGUCGCUCGGCCACUACCUCAAGGGCUCCGCCGCCGCCUUGGGCUUGCAGAAGGUGCAGAACGAGUGCGAGCGGAUCCAGAACUACGGCAAGAUGGAGGUCUUCGACAACGACCCGCUGGCCGCCGCCGCCAGGACCCCGCAAGACUGGUUUGCUUGCUGCGCCGAGGCCUACACCCAGGCCGGCCGCUACUUCAUCGAGAGCAAGGACUUGCUGAGCGGCUUCUUCCAGGCCAGCCUGUAG
Messenger RNA from Pichia membranifaciens NRRL Y-2026, 450 nucleotides. RefSeq lists its product as hypothetical. Gene Ontology annotation, biological process: phosphorylation; phosphorelay signal transduction system. NCBI's taxonomy places the organism in Eukaryota, Fungi, Ascomycota, Pichiomycetes, Pichiales, Pichiaceae. The record is from RefSeq and is a predicted model, not a curated record. Gene Ontology annotation, molecular function: histidine phosphotransfer kinase activity; protein histidine kinase binding. The transcript has a single exon. Bases 1 to 450 code for a protein of 149 amino acids. Gene Ontology annotation, cellular component: nucleus; cytoplasm.